Molecule: messenger RNA, 5492 nt
Organism: Ruditapes philippinarum (Manila clam)
Lineage: Eukaryota; Metazoa; Mollusca; Bivalvia; Venerida; Veneridae
Exons: 3
Coding region: 630-1613 (327 amino acids)
Biological process (GO): negative regulation of translation; oogenesis
Cellular component (GO): perinuclear region of cytoplasm
Molecular function (GO): zinc ion binding; mRNA binding
Source: RefSeq, a predicted model, not a curated record
UGUAGGACUUUUGCACGACACUUUUUGUGUCUCAUAAGAUUACAUUUUUUAAGGGAAAAAACGAUUGAUUUACAUUGCAUGUAUCAACUCUGGGAAAUCUGAUUUUUCUAAGACGACUUUACAUCCUAUUUAUCCUAUUUUAAUUUUUCUAUAAACAUAAUAAUCACUCAAAUACGACUUCAUUUAAUUAUUAAAUUGUGACUUGCAUUCUUUUUAAAAACAUUUUAUUUUUCUUCCCUAAACUCGCAAAAGUGAUAAAUAACAAAGAAAUCAGACUUUCCCGCGUUUGUUCCAGUGAUGCCCGAUGCAACCCCAACUUACAUCAAAGGCCGCCGACAACUCGUUUGAUGUUGAUUUUCCCGCGCGUAAACGGACUGUUCCAUUUCGAAGUCUAGGAGGUGUGACAUAUUUAAACUUGAUUUUAGCAUUUUUUUCACUGUUCGGAAUCAUCAAGUUCUAAAAUAUUAUUUUUAAAAAACCGAGAGGGAAAGCAACAAAUAUUUUGCGUUUGAAUUUAGAUUUUGUUAAACUUUUCUCUUUUUGCCCUUUUUGAGAAUGGAUUUGGCCAGGUCGGAUCUUCCGCAACAUCAGUCUCUGCUGAGAUUCUGCCUAGUUGACACGUACACACGAUGGAUUGUUUUGACCCUUUUAAAGACUACUUCGAGCUGGAAAUUCCAAGAGGAGGAUGCAUAGGAAAUGAAGAAUCUUCAAUGCAUGAAAUGAAACCUGAAAUACUUGAGAGAUCAAUAAACAACAUCAUGUUUAAUGAUUCAUCAGAGCAGUGGACAUCUUAUUCAGGUUCAGAUGAACUUCUUUGUGCCAGGCCUGUUUUAGGUCGUAGAGAUUCUGUUAAUUCUUCACCUCCGUUUCUUACUGACAUUAAUACACAAAGGAAAAAUGUUGAUGUGAAUGACCAGAAUGCACAGGCAACUGGCAAUGUGUCAACUACAGGAAAAGUUUGGGACUACAAGUCUUCAACUGUUGCUUCAAAAAGUAGUGAUGGAAUUUGGGGCAGCGACAAUGGAGUAUGGAUUGAUAUGAACGAUGAAAUAAGAGGCCAUAUUGCACACCAGCCAAAUGACAUUGAUACAAGAGGUUUACAGAGCACAUCAACUGUAUGGAAUGGAAACAUGCAUACUUCUUCAAGUUAUUCUAGUACUGGAUUCUUUGGCAGCAGUGAUGCUUCUGUAGACACUGUCUUUAAUGAGAUGUUGGGAAAUAGUUGUUUAGAUCAAGCACAUGAUGAAGAAAGGAAUACAUCUCCAGUGUACCCUCGAUAUUCAAAUGGACUUAAUGUGGAAUACCCAGAAUCUAUUAGUCAUGUUGCUUUUCUGCUGAACAAAUUGAUGCAGCAAGGAAAUUCAGGUGUUUCCUAUGCUGAGAAUGGUGGAUACCGUAAUUCCCGCUCCCUUGAUGAAGGGAAAUUCUGUGCAUUCUGCAAGAGAAACCGUGAGCGAAGAGAAUUUUACACAACACAUGUUGUCAAGGAUUCAUGGGGGAAGGUGAUUUGCCCAAUUCUCAGAAAGUAUACAUGUCCAAUCUGUGGAGCAACAGGAGAUGGGGCUCAUACAUUGCGCCAUUGUCCUGCACGACCCAGGGGAGAUCUCAACUAAUGAAAAAGUUAAUUCUUGAUCAUUCCAACAGAUGAUCAGAUGAGGUGAUGUGUUGUCUGAUAUGUUUUGUAAUGAGUUACAUUUUAAAUACAAUUAGUAAACAGUGUACGGGCUGAAUUGAAUGAAAGUGCUCAGAUACGAUGCAAAAUAAUGGAUGGUAAAGAACUUGAACUGUCAAGAUGCUUUGCAAGAUGUUCUUGAGCAAGGCAUUGAGUUGAUAUAAAAUAAUCAUAUACUUGAAUAUUGUGAAAGAUUACACAUUGUAUUAUGUUAUUGAAUCACAUAUUUCAAUUUUAUUCUCAUAUUUAGAAAAGUUUUUUUCAAAUACAUUGAAUAGUAUUUAGUGAAAUGGAAAAAAAAACACGAAAAUUACUGAAAAAGUAAGAACAAAGUUACAUUCACAACAAUUAUGUGUAGUAUAUUUUGCUUUGAAUUGUUUUUUAUACAAUUGAAAGCAUUUUCUCUAAGAUACUAAAUUAUAAAGUUAACUACAAUAUGUCGGACCCAAAUAUGUUACUAAAUUAUUAUAGAAAAUGUGCAAUUGUCAAGAUUUUGUGAAAUUUAUUGUUAAUGUUAUAUUUUUGAUACAAAGAUUAUUCUUAGUGAAAAUGUGUUCAGAUUUUAACCCAAGAUAUUUUUAACGUGUUUAUAAUGUAAAAGAUUAUUUGACGAAUUUUUUGAAUUUUUAACACUUGUUUGUAUGUUAUAUAUGUGACAGUGGGACUUUUUACUGUUGUAUACAUGUACAUCUUGUUUAAACUCUUGUUGGAGCUUUUUUUACAUUAUUAUGUAGGUCUUGCUAUGUCUAUUGUAGCCAAUGCUAAAGUAAAUUAUAAUCUUGAAGACUGCUCCAUCUCCUUGGGAUAUUUUUUAGCUUGAAAUCAGGGGGUCAUCUCGAAACAUUACUUCACAUAAUGUAAAGUGACAUUUUAAGAAUAAUAAUUCUUAAAUUAUGGCCAAAACUGUCAUAUUUUACUUUUUCUGGAUGGGUACAAAAUAUAACCUGUAACGGACCAUACCCUGUAUUGAUUUUUUGUCGCAUGUUUUGGUUUUGAAAUGGAGAUUAAUGUAUUUCAGGAGUUAUUUCAUUCUAUUUCUUUAAUGAAUUUAUUGUUGCAUAUGCAGAUCUAGCAUUGAUUUUUUUUUUCAAUAUUAGUCCAGAUCCAUAACUCAAUCUUUUGAAAUAGCACAAUUUUGUACUUGUUGUAUUUAGAGCUACAGCAUUGAAGUGCAGAUUUGAAUUUGUUAUCAGUUGACCUAGAAUUUGACCAAAAUACCUACUUUUAGUAUUUAGAGCUUUGUGUACGAAAUUUCUUCAACAUGUAAAGUUCUAGAUUCAGAUUUGAUGUUUAAUUUCAGUUGACCUAAAUUUUUAUAUAAUUCCUGUCUUUCAUUAAUAGCAAUAUCGUCAGUCCUCCGUUAGUUUGAGCCUUUAUACUCUGUAGAGCGAUAUAGGGCCAUCAUGGUCCUCUUGUUUAAAGUUUAUAUUCUGUGUCAUUAGUAUUCAGAAUGAGAUUGGUGACCAUGUGGUUAAGAUGUCUACAUCUCAACCCAGGGAUUUUUGCUAUAAAUCUAAACCGGAUAUGUUUUGCUUUAAAAAAAAGUGAAGCUGGGAGUGUCAAAGAAUAUCAAGUUUAAUUAUUUUCUCUGGUGUAUCGUAAAUGUUUCUGCAGUUGUAUGUCUAGAAAUUUUUAUUCUGAGUUACUUUUAGUAUAUUUUUAUCAAUAUUUUCACUGAUAGUGUUCUGUGUUUUUAAUGUGUUUAUUUACAUCUAUUUUAAUUUUCCCAAUUUUUUAGUGAAGUUUAAUAGUUUUAUGUCUAUGCUAUUUUUAACAAAUCUGCAAUUAAGUAAAAACUCUAUAUGUUUGAAGUUCUUUGUUUUGCUUUUUAGUUUCACUUAUUUUGAAAAUUGUUAAAAGCUAAACAUUUAUGCCAAAGAUGCAUUUUUUGUUUGUUAUUAGUAAUAUUUUCAUUUAUAUUUGAUUUUUAUCUAAGUUUAAAAAAGAUGUUAAGAGAUUUGUUGCAUUUAGUCAGUUUGAUUGUAUUUUGUUACAAAAUAAUUCAUGAGUGUAACUCUUGUGGAAUAAUGUGAUAGUAAUGAUACUGUUAUUGUAUCUUAAUUUGAAAGAAACAAAAGAAAAAAAACAACACAUAGAAUGAUAGAAAUCAUGGUUAUAACAACCUCCAAAUGUUAUUUUGAGAUAUAAUAUCUCCAAAUUCAUAUAAAACAUCAACAAUUGACUUCUGUUUGCAUGAAAAAAUAUUUACAUUUAAAAAAAAUGUGUUUAACAUCCCUUGUAGGUGUUACUUUGUUUAUAAAUAGUAUUGAAUAAAUAUGUUGAUUGUUUAAGAUGUAUAAAAGAACUUGCAUUGUUAAUGAAUUCAGCUUAAAGCAGUGUCAAAGUAUUAUUUCCAGAAAUUGAAUGUAAUUUAGCCAUUGUUUUGGCAGGUCACUUUUAUUUUGUAUUAAUUUUGAUUAAUACAAACUCCUUAUGUUUGUCUGCAAGACAAAAUGAUUUAUUUUUUUACAGUAAAAUAUAAAAGCACCAUUUCAUUAAAAAAAGUUUGUCAUAGAAAAAGUAAAGUAAGAAAUGUAAAAUUUGUUUUUUGUAAACUCUGCUUGUAAUGGACUGGGCUUUUUUAAAAUGCCUGAAUAUUCUUAUGAGCCUGUUUUCUUUUUUCAAUUAAUUUUUGCUCUACUUGUUUUAAUGCUAAUUUUUGCAAACAAACUAUUCCAACUUCCAUUUUGAAACAUAUUUGUUACUUUACAAAAUUGAUUUGGUUGGUAGGCCGACAUGGUCUUGUACGAUCAAGCAUGCUGACCUGGCCAUAUACUUGUGGCAGAAGCAUGUUUCAGCUCUGUCACAGUUUAUUAACUUAUUUCAAUGUUUGUUUAUGGUGUUGUUAAAAGCAAAGAGCAAAUGUAUUUGAAAUCCAAUAAGCAUUAUUGCAGUAGUCACAACUUAAAAUUUAUGAAUUCUAGAACAAUCUGUUACAUAAAUCUGUUCUAAGGACAACAUUAUCAUGAACUACAGUUGUCAAUAUACAUUUUCAAAUUUAAUUGCAAUUAAUCUUUAUGCUGUGCAUUUUGUAACACAGAAAUGUUCUGUGGGUACCUGCAGCCAUAGCAUAAAUUGUGGGAACCUGCAGUAGUCGGACAGAUUGUGGGUACCUGCAUUUGUAGGUCAUAUUGACUGUGGGUUCCAUUGAACAGAUUGAUAAGUUUUUUGUUUUGUAUUAAAACAAACAAAAAAAAACACAUGAUUUUGGCACUAAAAAAGAAAAUAUUAUAAAUUAAUUACCAUUUUGUUAUAAUGAUUUAAAUAUUUAUUUUCAGUAAAGAUGAAUGAUUUUAAGUGCUGAUUCUAAAAUGAAAGUUCUGACUUAAAUAUUUAGAAUAAUCUAAUCAUGUUAGUGACUAAUCACCUAUAACUUUAAGAAUUUUAGCUUACCUUUUGGACAAGUUUCCAUCAAGGUGAUCUUUUAAUUAAAUUGAAAACUUGGGAUCAAGAAAUUCUUGUCUUGGUUGUUUUUAAAAGACUUUCAGUUAUUUGAAUAAACUUUGUCAAUGCUGAAUAACUGAAAGUAACCUGAAGUUACCAAAGACAUUCAAAUAAAGAUUUGUUUCAAUUGAUGCUAUUAUGUUUUUGUACUUUUUAACUAGCCAGAAGGUAAAUUUCACCAUAGUUGGGUAAUGAUAUUUAUACAUGUUUAAAGUUUUACUGUAUAUAGCCAGAGGGCAUUAGCCAGUUUAUUACUGUUGUAAAUAUUUCUAACAAACGUAUGCCAGUAGUCUAAGAAUUAUCUUUUUGUUUAUAUUAUGUAGUUUUGUUGACUAUUUCAUAGUUUAGAAUGUUUCAAUAAAAGUGUUUUCUUUUA